Messenger RNA from Tuber melanosporum (Perigord truffle), 1729 nucleotides. RefSeq lists its product as uncharacterized. Gene Ontology annotation, cellular component: trans-Golgi network. Lineage: Eukaryota; Fungi; Ascomycota; Pezizomycetes; Pezizales; Tuberaceae. The transcript has 6 exons. Gene Ontology annotation, biological process: Golgi to endosome transport; protein transport to vacuole involved in ubiquitin-dependent protein catabolic process via the multivesicular body sorting pathway; Golgi to vacuole transport. The record is from RefSeq and is a predicted model, not a curated record. The coding region runs from base 812 to 1729 and encodes 305 amino acids. Gene Ontology annotation, molecular function: ubiquitin binding; phosphatidylinositol binding.
GCUUGUAGUUGUGUUCUAGUAGUCCCCCACCCCCCCGAAGUGACGUAUUAUAUGAUGUGACACUGGGACGGGCUUAAUCUAUCAUCUACCAGUAUUGCCAUUCGCAGGAGGGUUAAACUAGGUCGAUUGGUUGGUAGGCGGGUGGUAAGGGUAGUUGAUCCAUCAGUGGAUCUUCUGGGCCACCGCAUUCCUUACAAUGGGUGGUUGUGCUCGGGUAGGAGUUGGAGGACUGGUAGUCAGGGAUAAGUCAGUUUCCCUUGUUAGUCUAGCGUUUGAAGUGAAAAGGAUGUUGAUGUCGCUCCCUGCCACUAGUGAUGGCCGUGGUGCCGAGUCGUUUCCUUGUCCCAGCUACGCCGUAGUCUAAUGUGUUACUCUGGGCUAACUCAAUCCGCUUCACCUACUCUACUCGAGGGGGCGAUUGUAUAAUAAAUUUUAAAAAAUUGCAGUGACAUCCUCAGCUCCCGAUGGUGAAGGGCAGCUCACCCAUUCUACUGUCUGUUGAUUUGUCCUUAUAAAUCCAUCUUGGCACACUUCCCCAACUUCUGUUCCUCUGGCUGCCGCAAGGGCGAAACGCAUGGAAGUCUAAGCUCUCGAUAGACCGCCCCCCAACCCCCAUCGUUUCCAAAGUACGGUAGCGUACCGGUAGGGUAACGCAACACGCAACCUGCAAUGGAGCCUCAGAACCCCCCAACCCAACUUUCUCAACACCCACUCUUUAGAUUUCCAUACUCGAUUAUGAUAUACAUUUCUUGAUUGCCAGAGAACGAGGAGAGAUUCCGUAUCAUACCACCGUCCAUUACAACUAGCAGCAAUGUUAUCUCGCAGAUUGACUUCGCACCAUCUGCGCCCGCGGGCAUCGCAGCUCGCGCAAUUAAUUUCGAACGCGUGCUCGAGUAGUAUAUCUGGUGUUCGUGCUCGGGCGAAGGUACUCGAAUAUGUUCGGGAGAGGGGUGGAAAUACAACAUAUGAAGCCGCGAUGGCACUGAUCGAGUGUGUCGCUUCAGGCGGUGAUGUUGCCGUUCAGGCUGUUGAGCUCCUCCGCUACUGCUCCUACUCCGACGUUCCAUUCUUAGCAACCCUCUCACAGCCUCCGCUUCUGCAACCACUUUUGAUCCUCCUUGAGGAGCGAGCUCUACACGCGUGCCUAGUCGAACUCUUCGCAACUCUUGAAGCUGCUGGCAUAGGACUUCCGUACCUUUCCACGGUUAGGAAAGUAUGCAAUAACCUCCGUGCUAAGGGAUACGAGCUUUCGGGUGUUCUUUACAUGAAAAUGUAUUCAAAAUCCGAACUCCGACGCCGCCAGGAACUAGCUUACUCCGCACGAUUACAAGCAUGUCUGCGCCGUGGCUCGAAAGAAGACCUCAGAGAAGCGAACGGGUUGGUUAAGAUCCUUGCAGGAGAUCCUGAAGUUGGGGGAUUGCAGCAAGAGGGGGAGGAGAUGCUCGUGUGGAAGGAGAUGAUUGCCGGUGUCCGGGAGCAGGUUUCCACAUUGGGGGGAGCACUAGAAGGGAAGGUUAAGAGAGAGGUUAGGUACGACGGGUUUGUGAAUAAACUUGCUCAUCUGUUACAGGCCGAGAGGAGGAAGAUUGAUGAAAUCGAGGCGGACGGGAAUUUGACUGAGAGCCUGCGAGCAGUUAGGAGGGAGAUUGAGGAGGUAUUGCAAAAGCAUAGAGAUCUUGUAGUUGGCGGGGAGAGGCGGGUCGUAGAGGGGGUUUUGGUUGCAGUUUAG